Messenger RNA from Staurois parvus, 1287 nucleotides. The record is from the annotation of a GenBank genome assembly. Lineage: Eukaryota; Metazoa; Chordata; Amphibia; Anura; Ranidae.
UUGUCUGCUGAGACAGAUACACAAGAGAAGUAUUCAGAGUCAGAUUAUUUGCUGGGAAAACAAACAAGGGAGCCACAAAGGGAAGAAGAGGAUCAGGGUGGAUCGGGGACAUGCUCCCAGGGAACUGACACAGAGCCCAGCAGUGUAGUGAGUUUAUCGGAGAGUGACACAGCAUUUGAUAGAAGUGAAGAGAAUAUUGUUGAACAAGUAGAUCAAUCUAAUGGUGAGAAAAGUCUAGAUGUCUUGGUGGAGAACAUAACCGAUGAGAGACAACAGGUAAUCAUUUCAAAUGGGAAGGAGCCAAAGACUACCGAGAGAAGGCAGGGGCAGACACCAAGGAUAGAUGCAGAAGAGUGCCAAGAAGAGCAAACCACGUUGCCGGCACCCACCAUUGAGGAGAGUGAAAAGGCUGAAAGGCUAAGAUCAGUCACUCAGGACAUUGUGGUUCCUCAAGUGGCAGAGAACUGCUCCAUAAACUCAAGGAAGGAACCCCCAGAAACGCUCUCAGGUCGGAGCAGCAGACAUCAGCGAGCCAGUGUCCAGCAGGCAGCUUUACCCGUUGCAUGUAGACGAUCCCCUCGGGGUAGUAAGGGGUCCCGCAGGAAAGCAGAGAGCAAGGAGCAAGUAUCUUACUCCCCAGCACAGUGUACAGUGCCCUGCAAGACUCUUAUUGAGGAAAAAGAACACACAGUUGGCUUAGGUCCUGAUACAGAAGAAGACGAGAUUUGUCCUAUAGAAGAGUCUAUUGUAGAAGAAGUUGUUGGACCAAAUGUGUCAGCAGAGGAAUUGGACAGUCUGGCUACUACUGAAGAGCAGCCGAUGCUGGAAGCAGAUCAGAGCCCAUCAGCUGAAUCGAUAUGGAAGGCAGACGAUGGGAGUCUUCCAGUGCAGGCACCAGCAAAAGAACCACCUUCAACUGAGAGUGGAGAUCAGCAGGGCAGCCAUAGCAAGACUCACAAGGUGAACCGGCUCAAGGCUGAUGUGGAUGAAGAAUUGGCUCAGAUAGGUAAAAAGAGGAUCAGGAAGGACACCAUGACAGAGCUGCUGAUGUGUGAAUAUGAGGACUGCGGGAAGAUUUUUUCUAAACGUCAAUAUCUGAAUUAUCACCAGAAGUAUCAGCACAUGAAUCAGCGCACCUUCCGCUGCUUGGUGUCUGACUGUGGGAAGAGCUUCAACUUUAAAAAGCACCUCAAAGAGCAUGAAAAGAGACACAGUGAUCGGAGGGAUUUCAUCUGUGAAUUCUGUGCCCGGGCUUUCCGCAGCAGCAGUAACCUCAUCAUUCACCGG